Molecule: messenger RNA, 246 nt
Organism: Metarhizium album ARSEF 1941
Lineage: Eukaryota; Fungi; Ascomycota; Sordariomycetes; Hypocreales; Clavicipitaceae
Exons: 4
Coding region: 1-246 (81 amino acids)
Source: RefSeq, a predicted model, not a curated record
AUGGACCGUGGUCCCGAGAGCCCAGAGAUUUACCUACCAGAUCAGCACCUGUUCUUUCGAAUCGCCAUUCUCAAAAUGAAGUUCGCCGCCGCCAUCAUCUGCCUCUUCGCCGGAGUCGCUCUCGGCACUCCCUUUGAGCCACGGGCGCCGGCGUGCAUUUGCUGCAUGAAUGAACGGCCAUCGUGCGACGAGGGCACGGUUAACACCGGCGGCCCGGGAUGCUGGGGAGAAUGCAUCAGUAUUUAA